AGUAAUUGCAUUCAGAAUUUAGAGUGGAGGAUGUAGCAUGGUGGACCAUGGCGCUACAUGAUUUAAGAAAGAUAUAUUUUCAUAAAAUAUAAAAGCGAUUCUUGUGUGUAGCCGUUUAUAUUUUGACAAUUUUAACAUGGAAACUCGAACAAAUGAGUUAUUAACAACAGGUCCUGUAACGAUUAAAGAAGAACCACUUGAUCAAACUGGCGCGAAGCAAAACAUGCAACAAUCUCAAGUACAGGGCGUUUGCAUUGAAGAAGAAUGUGAACAACGUAUUGAAUGUACAACUGAGGGCCAAGAGACUGAAACACGUGCAUUUUUAUCGAAAUGUGUAUUCUGUGGAAAGACAUUUACUUUUGGUGAUGAUCCAAAACUUUUGGAAUGUUUACAUGCAGCAUGUUCGACAUGUGUCAAUAGCAAACUUAGUGAUCACAAUACAUCAGUCGACGUGGAUGUUUUGUUGGAGAGUAAUGUGAUUACUUGUCAAAUAUGUAAUGUAACGACACAAGCAGAAAAUUUAAUUGAAAAUCGAUUUUUAUCAAAAUUUAUUGAAGAAGAUAAUAGUCCAGGUACUGAUGAUGAAUCUAAAGAAACAGAAGAAGAGAAAAAAUGUACUAGCUGUCAUGAUAAUGCUAAUGCCACAAGUUGGUGUGUAGAAUGUGAAGAAUUUAUAUGUCAAAAUUGUGUUAUGGCACAUCAAAGAUUAAAAAUAACAAAAGAUCACACAAUUAAACCAAAGGAUGAAGUUGCCAAUGAUAGAGAUAGUGUUAAAAAAAGCAACAAAAAAAUACCUGGCUACUUAUUUUGUACAAUUCAUUCACAUGAACAAUUAUCUUUAUUUUGUCAAACAUGUGAUAAACUUACUUGUAGAGAUUGCCAACUAAGUGAACACAGAGAUCAUAAGUACAAAUUUAUUCAUGAAAUUGCUGCUGAAACCCGUACUUCUGUAUCGACUUUACUUAAAGAAGUGAGUUAUAAACGAGUUUUAUUAAAAAGUGCAAUGAAAGUUAUAGAAGAUAGACAAGUUCUUAUAUUAGAGAAAAAGAAAAAUUUAGUACAAGAUAUAACACAAAUGGUGGUGCAAUUAACAAAUACAAUUAAUACACGAGGAAAACAAUUAGUUAUGCGUUUGAAUGAAGUUUGUGAUCAAAAGCAAAAUACAUUAAAUGAAAAAAAAGUUGCUUUAGAUCAAUUAUCAAAACUUACAGAUCAUUGCAUUCAAUUUGUAACUCAUGCUUUAAAAAAGGGUUCAGAUAUGGAAUUAUUAUAUAGUAAAAAAUCUGUUACAAGUCAUUUACAAAGAAUAAAAAGUAGACGAGCUGAUAUUCCAAAUCCAGAAAUACCAGUUAGAAUACAUUUGUCCUUGGAGAAAGUACCAGAUUUGAUAAAAGUGGUUUCAUCUAUUGGAGCAAUAGUGGUGGAUGGUAGAGUAUAUCCUUCAACAUCUCCAUUGAGUGGAAUAAAUACACCUGUUAUAUCAUAUAAUGAAUCACAAACAGAUCAAAAACAAACAACAAAUUUGUCAAAUACACAUAUGGAUGGUUCUUCCAUAACUGCACAAUUACCUACUACAACACAACAAUCUAAUAGUAUGCAACAAAAUUCUUACCAACAAGUGCCUCUUCAUAUAGCAUCUCAACAGCAACAACAAACACAAUCGCAAAAUUAUGUACAACAUUAUCCUAUAAAUAAUAUGCCACCUCGAUCAUCACCACAAGCGCAUCAACCACGGGUACCGUAUGCAGUUAAUUUUAACAACAGACUACAACAACCAAUAAUGAUACAACAACGUCCUUUGGGAAGCUGUCAUCAACAAGUAACAUCAUCCACACAUCCUCAUCAACAAGUACACAUAGAUCAACUUGGACAAAAUACGAGUUUACGUGGACUUCUUGCACAUAAUCCACCACCUUUUCGACCUUCUACAAAUCAUGUAUCAUAUCGAUUGCCACCUUAUAGAUAUCCUACAAAUAAUUCUCAACGGCCAGUACCACCACCUGCAUAUCAACCAACAAAUACAUCAAUGGUAUCUGGUAUUAGACUUCAACAAUGUAAUCAAACUUCUCCAUCCACACAACAUAUAAAUUAUCCUGUGCAACAACCAACUACAGCCCGUUGGCAUAUACCUCAAAAUGUUAAUCCUUGUCUUCCUUUUUAUGCUUCCCGUCAUCAAUCAAGUACACCUUCCAUAUCAGUUCCUAAUGAUACUUACAAGAUAACAUUAAAAAAUCAACAAUCAAAUACAAGUCAAAAAUAUAGCACACAGACGACUACUGCUUCUGAUAAUCCACCUCAAUCACAAAAUUCAAUAUCUAUUGGUCAUACAGUCAGUUCGUCGGUAUCUAAAACGCCUAGUCCUGUGCUUCCUGGGAAAUCAGAUGAAACUGAAAAGAGUUUAGACAAAUUUUGUCAGAAAUCUUUAAAUGAUCUGAUGCUUACUAUCGCUAAAUUAGAUAGUAAUGGAAUUGUAGUUAUACCAGAAGCUCAACGUAAUCAAUUAGAUUCUGCCCAAGUAGAUAGUUCUACUGAUGAAGGAAUAAAUCCAAUGACCGAAAAUUCAUCAGAUACCUCAAAAAAUGCUGCAGCAUCUAUGGCAAAAGAUGAUCCUAAUGAAGACUGGUGUGCAGUAUGUAUGGAUGGUGGAGAUGCAGUACUUUGUUGUGAUAAAUGCCCGAAAGUCUUCCAUUUAUAUUGUCAUAUUCCUAGCUUAAAAUCAUUUCCUGAUGAAAGUGAAACUUGGCAGUGUAUGUUAUGUACAAAUGUAUUAGAUUGUUCAGAUGAUCCACCAGGAGAAAAAAGACCAAAUACUAUGAGUGCAAAAGAAUUGCGAAUUGCACAAAGAAUUGUAUUAGAACUUUAUUGUCAAUAUGAACAAAGUUUACCUUUCCGUGAAGUUGUAUCCAGUGAGAUAGUCGACUAUCAUCGCAUCAUAAAAAAACCAAUUGCAUUAGAUAUAAUUAGAGAUAAAUUAAAAUCUGAACAUCUAAAUCAUUAUACAGACUUAAGACAAGUAAUGGCAGACAUCAGAUUGAUGUUUAAAAAUGCUUUUACCUACAAUCCUGUUGAAUCACAAGUUUAUCAAGAAGCACGAAAUUUAGAAGAAUUUUUCGAAAAAUUAUUAUUAAAAUGGGCACCAAAUUAUGCCUAUGAUGAUCCUUUUCUUUCAGCUGAUAAAGACGAGGAUGAAGAAGUAUUCCCUCCUAAUAGAAAAUAUCGUCGUAUAGUUACAGAUUAAUUUCCAUUUUUCAUAAUUAAGUACGUAAAUAAGUAUAUUAUUUUUAAAAUAUGUAGCAGAAUCUUUUGAAAUAAUCGAUACUUAUGUAUAUUUAACAUUGCUUUUCAUGUUUAAUUGAUAAAAUACUUUAUAUUUACUAACAAAUUGAACAAAUGUUUACAAUUAUAACAUAUAUACAUAGAUUUCUUCAAAUUUUAUGUUCAAUGAAGAGAAUUUUAUAUCAUGCUUAAUCCUGUGAGCUUAUUGCAUGAAUUUGUAAAUUAAAAGUGAGUUGUUAUUCACAAAUUUUAAAAUAUUUGUAUAUUUACUAUUAUCUAUGAAAUUGAUAAAAUGUUUAUCGUUCAAUUAUUAAUUGUAUUAUUAAAAAAUAAUUAUGUUAAUUUUGCAAUAAAAUAUAUUGGUAAAUAUACAAGUAUAUUUUUUAUAAAGUAUUACAAUAUAUAUAUUAUAUAUUCAUAUACAAUUUUAUGUAAGAAGUAUUGUAGGGAAUGAACUGAGUAUAUUAAAAUUAAGAAAAAAGAAUUAUAAAAAAAAAAAUUUUCAAUAUAAUAUUAUUUUUUAAUUAUGAUCAUCGAAAUUAUAUUAUUGUUCUUUUUGAAGUGGACAUCUUCAAUUCGAUUACAAGUUCAAAUAAAUCUCAUCAUAGAUUAUGUAACUUAUUUAAUAAGAGUAGAUAUUCAAUUGAAUUUGAAUUAAUUAGAAUAAACAAAAUUAAUUACUGUUAUAUAGACUAUACAUUUUUAAUAUCACUAUAAAUAAUGUCAUUUUAGAUAUGAAGAAUAAAUUGAUUAGGUAAGAGAAUCUGUAACAUCUCAUCACGUAAGGAUAAAAGUAAUAUCUAAUUUCUUAAAUAAAAUGAGAUGACAUAUUAUUUUGCAUAAAUUAAAUUGAUGUACAAGAUUUAUCUAUUUAAAUAAUUUCACAAGAAAUUAUAGGUAGUCCAAAUAAAAAAAUAAAUUAAUAUCACCAUAAAUAUCUAAUUAUAAAUUAAUACUAAAUUAUUACUUAUAUUUUAAAUGAAUAAUGAAUGUUAUAUAGAAUUUCUUCAAUAUAAUGAUGUUAUAUAUAAUUUGUAUGUAAUUCUUAGUAAAUAAUUUGUUAUUUUUUAUAAAAAUGUAUCAUUAAUAAGCAUAUUUGCUUGAUUAAACAUACUUUAUAUAUUCAUAAUACAAAUAAUACUUAAUUCUUAUACAAUUGAACUAAUAUUAUUACAAACUAAAAUAAAAAUUAUGAAUGCUAAUAAAUUUUCUUGUAUAAAAUUUAUUAUAUAAGAUAUUAAUAUAUUCAUACAAUAUCUUUGAAAAAUGGAUUCUGAAAAUCAACAUAAAAUCAACAAAAAUAAAUAUAAAAAAAAAUGUUGAUUAGAUUUAUUUAUUAAGUAAAUAAGUAAAGUUUUAUGUUGAACAAAAUGAAAUGGGAAAAAAAUGAAAUCAUUUUGAUUCCAAUAAAAUUGAUUCAAAUACAUCGCAUUCUGUUUUUGUCUUGAUUUAUGCGAAUUUAUCGCGAAUCUUAUAACUUGAUAAAUAAACUUCAACCAAUAUUUUUAUACAUCAACUUUUGUGUUUCAAGUAUUUUAGAAUUGGCAUUCUCACAAAUAUUAAUAUCAUUCUAAUUAUAUUAAUGUAUAAAUAACAACAAUUCUUGCAAUAUUUCUUACAUAAUAUGCUAUACAUUUGUAUUAUCAUUCUAAUAAUAAACUGUAGGAUGUUUUAUUACUUGUUGAUAUGAAGUUACAAUUGAGUAUCUUGCAAUAAUUAUAUUAAAAUUUUAUAAAUUAAAAUCAUUUUUAAAAUAUUUUGUUUUAAAAAAAACUUUUUUUUCAUUUUUAACAUUUAAAAUUACAUAACAUAUUUAUAAUGAAUAAAUUUUUGUAACAUAAUAAUAUAAAAAGGUUAAUGUUUAAAUUUUAUUUAUUUUCUUUUAUUAUAAUUAAUUUUAUUUUUUAAAAAUUUUUUAUGUUUUAAUUUUAUAUUUAUUUGAUAUUACCCAAAUAUAUAAUUAUAUAUAAUAAAUUUGUAAAUUUUUUUAAAUUCAUAAUUUAUAUAAUAUAAAUAAUAAUACUUUGAAUUUUUCUAAAUUAUUCUAAUAUUUUCAUAUUUAUAAUUUAUAAUAAAAAUUUAGUAAUGAAUGUAUUUAAUAAAAAUAAAUACAUUAUUGUAACAUUUCAUAUUAAUUAUUUAUUUUAGUACAAUGAAAAAAAUAAUUUAAAAAUAUAUCAUAAUUUAAAAGAUAUAAUUUUACAAUGAAAAUGAAAUUAAAUCAAUGAUUUUAUAAAUAAAAUAAAUUUAUGUAAUAUAUUUAUAAUAUGUUGCAUGAUAUUUAUAAUAUAAAAUUUGAUAAUAAUAAAAAUAUUGAAAAAUUAAAAAUAAA
This is a messenger RNA of Apis cerana (Asiatic honeybee), 5608 nucleotides long. RefSeq names its product E3 ubiquitin-protein ligase TRIM33. The record is from RefSeq and is a predicted model, not a curated record. Gene Ontology annotation, molecular function: protein binding; zinc ion binding. Lineage: Eukaryota; Metazoa; Arthropoda; Insecta; Hymenoptera; Apidae. Gene Ontology annotation, cellular component: chromatin.